Molecule: messenger RNA, 1886 nt
Organism: Tarenaya hassleriana
Lineage: Eukaryota; Viridiplantae; Streptophyta; Magnoliopsida; Brassicales; Cleomaceae
Product: probable serine/threonine-protein phosphatase 2A regulatory subunit B'' subunit TON2
Exons: 12
Coding region: 192-1634 (480 amino acids)
Biological process (GO): cortical cytoskeleton organization; microtubule cytoskeleton organization; regulation of dephosphorylation
Cellular component (GO): spindle; centrosome
Molecular function (GO): calcium ion binding
Source: RefSeq, a predicted model, not a curated record
UGCCUUUGAAGCUCGAAUCUUUGAGAUCAGAGCUCGCGAGGGAGAUAGAGCGCGCUAGGGUUUUUUGCAGUUCCGUCCGGGUUCGCUGUUGCCUUCGAUUUUAGGGUUUAGGUUCUCUAAUUGGAUUCGGAGGCUACAAUUUCUGCUCUCUAGAGUCAAUUUAGGUUGUCGGGAUCUGCGUGAUUUCGACGAUGUAUAGCGGAUCUAGCGAUGGCGAGAGCCUCGACACCUCGAUUCAGAGGAAGGUUCCGCCGCCUUCUUCCAUGCUUUGGGUCAGAAAUUUACGACGGUACAUUGGGUCUGGUACUGGACUGGGAUCCGAAGCUCUAAUGGAGCUUGAGACGAAGAGAAUUUUGCUUGAAAUAUUCAAAGAGAAGCAGCAAAAAAGCCUUGAAGCAGGCACAGUACCGAGUUUCUACAAGAAGAAGCCAGAAGAAGGAUCUAUCAGUCACAGGGUCCAAAGGCUUGCAAAAUACCGGUUUUUGAAGAAACAAUCAGAUCUUUUGUUAAAUACUGAUGAUUUGGAUGCUAUGUGGGUUUGCUUGAGAGAAAACUGUGUGAUUGAUGAUGCCACUGGUGCGGAAAAGAUGAAUUAUGAAGACUUCUGCCACAUUGCCUCUGUAUGUACAGAACAAAUCGGUCCCAAAUGUCGCCGGUUUUUCAGCCCAUCAAAUUUUAUGAAGUUUGAGAAAGAUGAAGCUGGAAGGAUUGCCAUUCUGCCCUUCUACCUUUAUGUGAUGCGCACAGUAUCGCUUACACAGGCCAGAAUUGACAUGAGUGAGCUUGACGAAGAUUCUGAUGGUUUCCUUCAACCUCAUGAAAUGGAGGCCUAUAUUCAUGGUCUGAUUCCUAAUCUGGCUCAACUAAGGGACAUGCCUCCAGCAUUUGCUCAAAUGUAUUGCCGCAUAGCAGCCCACAAAUUUUUCUUCUUCUGUGAUCCCCAUAGACGAGGGAAAGCCUGUAUUAAGAAGAUCCUACUCAGUAACUGUCUGCAGGAACUAAUGGAAUUGCAUCAGGAAAGCGAGGAAGAAGUCACUGACACUGAACAGGCAGAGAAUUGGUUCUCUUUAACGUCAGCUCAACGCAUAUGCGAUAUGUUUCUCGCACUCGAUAAAGAUAUGAAUGGAUCACUGAGCAAGCAAGAACUCAAAGAAUAUGCUGAUGGGACAUUGACUGAGAUUUUCAUUGAAAGAGUGUUUGAUGAGCAUGUCCGGCGUGGGAAAAGCGGUGGAGGACAUGCCCGAGAGAUGGACUUUGAGAGUUUCCUCGACUUUGUUCUUGCUCUGGAGAACAAAGACACUCCAGAGGGGUUAACAUAUUUAUUUCGCUGUCUCGAUCUCCAUGGGAGGGGCUUUCUCACUACUGCUGAUAUUCACACACUUUUCAGAGACGUUCACCAGAAAUGGAUAGAGGGAGGGAACUACGAGCUGUGCAUAGAGGACGUAAGAGACGAGAUCUGGGACAUGGUGAAGCCUGGUGACCCGUUAAAGAUCACUUUAGCAGAUCUACUGACGUGUAAACAGGGCGGGACCGUGGCCAGCAUGCUCAUUGACGUCCGAGGUUUCUGGGCUCAUGACAACCGCGAGAACCUUCUGCAGGAAGAAGAGGAACCCCCCGAGGAAGAACAGCAGUGACCGUUUACGAAACACGGCAUUGGAACCACCAUUGUCUCGGAAUCUCGGUGGCCGAGGAGGCGGCUUGCGAGUUUUGUGGUGGAAGAAGCAUGAUCGUGUGUUAAAAAGUGUUUGUGUUUAAUGUCUGAUGUGUGUUUGUUUUCUGUGUAAGAAACCGGAGGCUGGUGGAUUGAAACUAAACUUAGUGGAAACGAAAUCGCUGUCUAUAUAGUUGGUUCCCUCCCAAGAGGAAUGUUUCUCUGGUGAUAAUUA